Messenger RNA from Malassezia pachydermatis, 462 nucleotides. RefSeq names its product tyrosine-protein kinase srms. Bases 1 to 462 code for a protein of 153 amino acids. Gene Ontology annotation, molecular function: protein binding. The record is from RefSeq and is a predicted model, not a curated record. NCBI's taxonomy places the organism in Eukaryota, Fungi, Basidiomycota, Malasseziomycetes, Malasseziales, Malasseziaceae. The transcript has a single exon.
AUGACAGUCGAGGCCUCCGAGACGGAUGCGUCGUCGCAUGUGGCGAUAGUGAAGUCUCCUGACUCAUACGAUAAUGUUGAGCAACCCAGGGUGUGGAUGCCAAGGGCGUUUGCUGCGUCGGAAGCUGCCUCCCAUAAAGAGAGCGAGGCGAAGGACACGGUGCCUUGGGCCGAAGAGCUAGCCAAGGAGCAGAUCUUGCGUGUGCGUGACUUUGCCUUUGACGACGAGGAUGAGCGGCAUCAUGGUAUUGGCUCUGUGAUCCCUGCCCCUUCCCAGCCUAUGUAUGUCGCAUUGUACGAUUUCCACGCAGAAGCGGCCAAUGAGCUGAGUGUGGAAGCAGGUACCCCCGUGCAAAUCAUGAGCGAAAUCCCCGGCGGCUGGGUCCUUGCCCAACUCGUGGACGAUCCUUCGCGAUGUGGGUUGGUCCCCUAUACCUAUUUGCAAGCCGUGGGCGAAGAAUGA